AUGUACUACCUUGCUAAGUACCCGGAGCAACUUGCGAAACUCCGCGCCGAGGUCGAGCCACUCCUAGUAGGGAGAACUACUCUAGAUCCUAAGGAUGCCGGCGAGGCCAAGCAUCUGAAUGGUAUCAUCCACGAAGUCCUCCGGUUACAUCCUCCUAUCCCGUCUGGUUUCCCGCGACUCACUCCCGAGGAGGGUAUUGUGGUUGACGGUACCUAUAUCCCCGGAGGAACCACAGUGACACUACUAUCGGAUUUCUUAGUCUAG
Molecule: messenger RNA, 264 nt
Organism: Penicillium mononematosum
Lineage: Eukaryota; Fungi; Ascomycota; Eurotiomycetes; Eurotiales; Aspergillaceae
Product: Cytochrome P450
Exons: 1
Coding region: 1-264 (87 amino acids)
Molecular function (GO): monooxygenase activity; oxidoreductase activity, acting on paired donors, with incorporation or reduction of molecular oxygen; heme binding
Source: RefSeq, a predicted model, not a curated record